AUCAAAGGGAAAGGUAGAAGUUUAGAUUUUGGAAAGUCGCAUGAUUCUACUUCUGCUCGGCCCAUGAUCAUCGGAAUGGGGAAAGAUGAUCCUGAAUUGAGUUUCAAGCAGAAUCGAGAUCCACGUCAGAACAAUAGUGCAAGAAAUCUUGAUCAACCGACUCCACGUGGAUUCGGACAGCAUCGAGCUCAGUUAAAUCAAGCGAAGGGAAUCAGGACAAAGGGAGCUGGGUUUUGGUGAUCAUGAAGACUUUGAUUUUAUCUUUGUCUUCAUUUUGUCUUUUGAUCAAGUCAUUCAUAAAGUCCUGUGAAUGAAUAUAUCUAUAAGAAACGACCCAUAACUAUGAAAAUUUGAUAACGACACCAGUGAUGAUACCAAUUCCCGAUUUUUCUCGAUGACCAAUUCAAACCUGAUACGUGUCAUGUUUGGAUAAAAAAGUAUAAUAUUGCAUAUCGGCCUGCUGAUUGGGUGAAAUAUCAUGCUUUGAUGUUCUUAGUAAUGAACAGAUCAUGAUAGCAAGGAUCAAGUUUUUUGAAACAAUUUAGGAUGUAGUUUGUAUCGUGAAGGAAAGUAUACGUGUUUCUUGAAUAUGAUUUUUUUUAAAAGUUUGCAAUCAAUUAGAAUCUCUUUGUGUGUGUGUGCAUUUUAUAAGUUUCUAUUUCUUUUACUUGUUUUGUGAAACGAAAGAUAGUGUUUGGACGGAAGGAAUUAUACCAAGUUUGCAAUUUAUACCACGAUGUUCUUUGUC
Messenger RNA from Melampsora larici-populina 98AG31, 748 nucleotides. RefSeq lists its product as uncharacterized. The transcript has 3 exons. NCBI's taxonomy places the organism in Eukaryota, Fungi, Basidiomycota, Pucciniomycetes, Pucciniales, Melampsoraceae. The record is from RefSeq and is a predicted model, not a curated record. Bases 64 to 240 code for a protein of 58 amino acids.